Molecule: messenger RNA, 396 nt
Organism: Rotaria sp. Silwood1
Lineage: Eukaryota; Metazoa; Rotifera; Eurotatoria; Philodinida; Philodinidae
Source: the annotation of a GenBank genome assembly
AUGAAAAAUAUUCGACAAAGCAAACGAAAAACAAGACCAGUAGCAGUAAUUAAUGCUCUUCGACCUGUAGAAUUUACUGGAAUAUCAGGAAAAGAUUUACAAUAUUCUAAAAUGUUAUUUAGUCAAAUAUUACUUUGGACCAUUUUGAACAUAAUCAAUCCUUGUUUUCUUCUUUAUCAAACAAUAACAAUAAAUGAAACGAAAUCAUCUUUUCGUGUAACAAUUGAAGCAUUUAUCAAUAAUAUGAGUUAUAUGUUUAUCCAUCUGGAAUUUUCUUUAACAUUUUUUAUUUAUACUUUAUCAUCAUCAUUUUUCAGGCGUGAAUUCAAGCAAUUGAUUCAAAAGAAAGUAUUACGUCAUUUAGUAUCAAAUGCCACUGUGAGCAACAACACAUGA